AUGGACGAAUGCAAAAAACGUAGAACACUACUACCAAGUUCAAUUACUACAAAAAUUGACAAUCUUUUCGACGAUCUAUUGGAACAUCGUUUUGAUAAAAAUGUCAAUAGAACAUUACAAUACUUUGACGAUCAAAAAUUUGCUGAAACGGAUAAAACGUCUGAUAAUUACAAAUUGCUCCGCAUUGUACAACAAGCCAUCUUCAAUUUCAAAUUCUGGGCAAAGGAGUCUGAUGAGGUGAUGGACAGUUAUUCAGAAAAUAUGUAUCUUCGAAAGUUCGCUGAAUUGAUGGAUAUAUUAUUUGAAGAUGAAAAUGACGUCGCUAUAUAUGAUGGAGAAACAAUUUCUCAAGCCACUCAAAAUAUAAAAAUACUAAAUGAAGAUGAGGCGGACAGUGGAAGGCGAAUAGAUAUGUUAUCGAAAACAAAGUAUAAUGACACAAUGUGGUGGUUGCACAUCAACUUGAUUCAUUAUACAUACCAAAAUUGUUACUGGAACUGGAUGAUUUUCGAUCAACUUUGA
Messenger RNA from Mycotypha africana, 522 nucleotides. RefSeq lists its product as uncharacterized. The transcript has 2 exons. The record is from RefSeq and is a predicted model, not a curated record. The coding region runs from base 1 to 522 and encodes 173 amino acids. NCBI's taxonomy places the organism in Eukaryota, Fungi, Mucoromycota, Mucoromycetes, Mucorales, Mycotyphaceae.